Molecule: messenger RNA, 1104 nt
Organism: Arachis ipaensis
Lineage: Eukaryota; Viridiplantae; Streptophyta; Magnoliopsida; Fabales; Fabaceae
Source: RefSeq, a predicted model, not a curated record
AUGCACGCCAAGUCAAACGCCUCUCGUAGCCUCUUCGAUGUUGGUGAACAUAUCGUCCUAGUUGUCUCCCUCUGCCGAUUGCGCGAGAUCAUAGGCUCCUUCGCCACUUCAGGAAUUUAUUCCCCUCCUCCGUAUCCGCGACCCUCACCCCCAGUGCAUCCAACUUUGCAAAAUCAAGUUGCUCUCGGUGACGAAGGUCUUCAACCUUCGUCAUCAGGAGACUUUAAUGAGAUUCUGCAUGUUGAAGAUCAUAAAGGGGUGACUAGUUUGCCGGCAUCAGCAGAGGAGUUUAAGAGUUGGAUGCAUGACAUGCAGCUGUUGGAUCUACCAUUUACUGAUAGGAAGUUCACGUGGUUCAGGGGUCGGUCCUGUAGUCGGAUUGAUAGGAUUCUGGUCAGUGUCGAAUGGGUUGAGGAGUUUUCUUAUAUUCGAUUGAAAGGUGGUUCGAGGGACUUGUCAGAUCACUACCCGUUGAUUGUGGAAGACAUCAAAGGGAGAGAGGGCCCUCGACCUUUCCGAAGUCUGGAUUCCUGGUUUACGCAUGAUGGGUUCUUGAGGAUGGUAAAAUAUGAAUGGAGAAGCUUGGGCGAUAUUCAGUUCACACGUAAGUUGAAGGCAUUGAUGGUACCACUGCGGAAGUGGCACACGGAGAACUUUAGCGACAUGGAUAACAAAAUAAUGAGGUUUGAGGAUGAGAUAAAAAAGAUUGACAACCUGGUUGGUGAUGGAAACUAUGAUGGUACGACAGAGGCCAGGAGGAGAGCGUUGGUGAAAUAUUGCGAAAAGUGGUAUGUGAGGAAGGAAAUCCACUGGAAGCAGAUGUCUCGGUCCAAGCUUGCUAGAAACAUGGAUAAGAACACUAGGUACUUCCAUCAAGUGGCUUCAACUAGAAGAAGGAAUAACAGAAUUGAUGCUCUAAUGAUUCAUGGGCGGCUUGUGCGAAAUCAGAUUGAGAGACAAGAAGCUGAAGCUUUAGAGGUGUUGCCCUCUGUGGAGGAAAUUAGAGAUGCAGUGUGGAUACAAUAUGAAUUUCAUCAAGAAAUGCUGAGAGGAAAUUGGUCAAGAGUUCACUGCAGCGGUGAUGGACUUCUUCCAAAGUACUAA